AUGACUGCAACUUAUGGCAUGCUCAUGUCUUGUGUCUUUGAGGACCAUCUCUGUAUCAUGAACUUCUUGACGACCCUGAUUUACUCCAUGAACCAAUCUGAUGGACAUGGACUUGUGGAAAGCAAUCUCAUCUCUGACACCGAUACAUCAUUCACAGACAGGGGAGCAACGAUUCAGUCCCAGCAUUUAGCAUCUGGCAGAAUUACGAGGGGAAACAAGAUCCAGAUGUCCAUGGAGUACGACUUACAGCAAGCCGUGGUGAUGAUUCGCAAGUCAUCAACGCCUGUGGACGUCGCUGACUGCAGUCCAACUACCAUGACCUGCAAAGGUAACCAAAUCCCUGCCUCUGACACUUUGUCCACUCAAAACAGGAAGCAACGACCCAAUCGCCGGCGCUACGGACCAGCCUCGUACUCUACUGGACCCUCUUUGUACCGGCUGCAGAAAGAGAAGACACAAUCUUUGAUCACAAGUCCCAACAACGGUCUGGUGUCGCUGCCAUAUGAAACAAGAAGCAAGAAACAGCAUCGCCUGCUCCAUGCGCCCGCCGCCCUGUCCGGCUCCUAUGCAUGUCCAAUCACCACUAUUCACACUCGUGAUCUGGCUCAAGAUGUGCUGGAUCAAAGACGAAAACAUACUCCAUUUCUCCGCCUGCUGCAUAUCGAUCAACUGCAAUCUGCAAUGGUAACCUCCGGCAACGUUCCAGAGUCAUCGUUACAAGAUAUCAAGAGACGACUGCGAUCGCUGCUUCCUCCAACUCUACGCGGCCCGCCCCAAGAUACGCUCGACCACUCUCAUUUGCACUCUUUGGCUCAGGAUACGCUAGAUCAAAAGACAGUCUCUGCACACACAAAACAAAUGGCUCGACUUGUGAUACUUGGCCCACAAUUCGUUCAACCUAUGUGCCGUCCGGAAAGAGCAAGCGAGCGAGCGACCUUCACGACAGGAGCCAUCGACCAGUUCCUGUCCUCGCAGUCCUCGGCAACACUCUUGCAUCAUUGCCUCGAGAAGCAAGAAACAUUGUCGCAUCGCAUCGCUGCAAUACAAAGCGAUGAACAUCAUCGAUCGCUCCUUCCCUGA
Aureobasidium namibiae CBS 147.97 is the source of this 1080-nucleotide messenger RNA. RefSeq lists its product as uncharacterized. The record is from RefSeq and is a predicted model, not a curated record. NCBI's taxonomy places the organism in Eukaryota, Fungi, Ascomycota, Dothideomycetes, Dothideales, Saccotheciaceae. The coding region runs from base 1 to 1080 and encodes 359 amino acids. The transcript is spliced from 4 exons.